CAGGGACGUCGACAGGACAGACCUCUCAAUUUACAAUUUCAAUUCAAAAUGCAACACACCUGCUAACCCUCUUAAUAAGACAACUAAUUAUUUCUUCCUUCCUCCUCCUCCUCCUCCUCCUAUUCCCCCCUAACCCAUGACGCCCUGGCGGCUGUCCGUGCGGCAACUGCAACCACCACGACCACGACCAGCAAUAACUCGCCGCAUUCUUCUUCCCUCCGUCGCCAAAAUGUCCAUCUCCAACUUCACCAUCCCCCGCACUCUCGACCGCGACGUCGCCGACACCGACUCACUUCCCGUCUCAAGCGCAGCGCAACAACUAUCCCGAGACGAUCUCCUCCGCUUCCCAGCCUUCCGGAUCUGGCUGUCCACCCUGCACCGCUCCCUGAGUCGCCAACAGCACCCCUCCCAUGAAUUCGCCAGCGACCCGUACGUCCUCCGCAAGAUCGAGAUCCAGGCGGCGGACUACUUCGGGGGCGGACGCUUGGGGUUCCUGAAAUUCAAGGCCGAGGUAUCGAACGGGAAUGGGGAGACGCUCCCCGGGAGUGUGUUUCUGCGCGGUGGGAGCGUGGGGAUGUUGCUCAUCCUCCAACCAGACGACGUGUCCCCCACCGCGGAAUCCGAAAAACGCGCCAUCCUGACCAUCCAGCCCCGCAUCCCUGCGGGAUCGCUCGCGUUUGCCGAAAUCCCGGCUGGAAUGCUAGACGACAGCGGGUCGUUUGCGGGCGGUGCCGCGAAGGAGAUCCAAGAGGAGACGGGCCUGACCAUACCCCAGGACGAGCUGAUCGAUAUGACCUCGUUGGCGCUGCAGUCGGGGACGGAGGCUGACGACGGCGAGGCGCUGCAGAGGGCCGUGUAUCCCUCGGCGGGGGGGAGUGAUGAGUUCAUUCCCCUGUUUUUGUGUCAGAAGCGGAUGGCACGCAAGGAUAUUGAGGCCCUGCAGGGCAGGUUGUCGGGGUUGAGGCAGCAUGGGGAGAAGAUCACGUUGAAGGUGGUACCGUUGAAGGAUUUGUGGAGGGAGGGGUUGAGGGAUGGGAAGACGCUUGCCGCGUGGGCGCUGUAUCGCGGGUUGAGGGAUGAGGGGAAAUUGUAGCGGUUUGCGGUUGCCGGCCCCGGUAUAGAGUAGACUGUAGACUGCGCGAUGAAGCGGAAGGAAGUUAAUGCGACGAUGAGAUCCCAUAUCCCUCUAAUGUAUUGCGUCGGUUCUAUAUAUCGACUCUAUACACGCCUCAUCUCAUCAGAGAACCCCACCCCAUAUAUCCAUCCAUCCAUCCCACAAAACAACCUCAAAGCUUAAACCUCUUCGCCAGCUCAAUCCCCUCCGCUAUCGUCCCCACCCUCGCAUCAAUCGCAUACCCCUCCUGCUCCAGCCUCUUCAUUUCCCCAAACAGCCCCGCCAGCGGCACACUAAAGCACUCAAUGAACUCGUUCUC
This is a messenger RNA of Aspergillus heteromorphus CBS 117.55, 1433 nucleotides long. Its product is annotated as putative NUDIX family hydrolase. The coding region runs from base 230 to 1093 and encodes 287 amino acids. Gene Ontology annotation, molecular function: ADP-ribose pyrophosphatase activity; ADP-glucose pyrophosphatase activity. The record is from RefSeq and is a predicted model, not a curated record. Gene Ontology annotation, biological process: ribose phosphate metabolic process; nucleoside phosphate metabolic process. The transcript is spliced from 2 exons. NCBI's taxonomy places the organism in Eukaryota, Fungi, Ascomycota, Eurotiomycetes, Eurotiales, Aspergillaceae.